Penicillium bovifimosum is the source of this 1119-nucleotide messenger RNA. RefSeq lists its product as uncharacterized. The transcript has 2 exons. Lineage: Eukaryota; Fungi; Ascomycota; Eurotiomycetes; Eurotiales; Aspergillaceae. The coding region runs from base 1 to 1119 and encodes 372 amino acids. Gene Ontology annotation, molecular function: DNA binding. Gene Ontology annotation, cellular component: nucleus. The record is from RefSeq and is a predicted model, not a curated record.
AUGCCUAAAUCCAAUCAAGAAGUAGAGAGUCAUAUUCUCAAAGCUCUCGAAUCCCUCUCUGAGCAAACAAAACCCAAUAUCGCGAAAACUGCCGGAGAAUUCGCGGGACCUGAGAGCCGCCUCUGUGGAGGCUGGAAAGGGAGAGAGUCGCUAUUUGCACGACAACCCAAUGGACGGAGGCUUAAUUCUGCACAAGAGAAGGCUUUAUGCGAGUAUAUUGAUUACUUUGAUGAGGUCGGGGCCUCAAUAAAUCGCAGGCAAAUUGUGAUCGCAGCCAAUUCUAUCCUCGAGGAAGCCCACCAGGACGCAUCGACACCACCACCACAAAUCGGAGACCACUGGCUACGGCGCUUCCUUAAACGUAAUCCCCAGUACCAUGUGCGACGCCGGCGAGCCCUUGAUGUUGAGAGAGCUACUGCGCUUGAUGAAUACUCUGAGAACGGGAUACAGCAGCAAGACAUCUACAAUUUUGAUGAAACUGGCUUCCAAAUUGGUGUCGGUCGCGAUCAAUUUAUCAUCACAAGGGAACCUAAAAAGAAGCUGUUCAACGGGUCAAUCACUAAUCGCGAAUCUGUCACGGUUUUAGAGGCUGUUUCUGCCGAUGGUUUUACCUGCCCGCCACUCAUCAUUCUCAGUGCAAAACAGGCUUUAUUACGCUGGUUCGAUGCCAUCCAAGAAGAUGAGCACAUAACCGUGACUGAUACUGGCUACUUCAACGAUACACUGGCAUAUCAGUGGAUUCAGCUGUUCCACAAGUGGACAAUUGGUCGUACACUCGGUCCGAAAAGGCUUGUCAUCUGCGAUCGUUUUGGGUCGUAUUUAACGCGUCAAUUUGUCCAUUUCUGUGAGGAGAAGAAUAUCAUACUCUUCUUCUUACUCUCUCAUACUAGCCAUAUUCUACAGCCUCUCGAUGUCGGCGUAUUUAGCGUCUAUAAGCACUGGCACAGUGAGGCUGUAGAGGCCGCGACAAUGUCGGGAUGUCGCAAAUUCUCGAAGGACGAAUUUCUCCACUCCAUUGGAGAGAUCAGACGAAAGACCUUCCGGCCGCAUACAAUCAAGCUUGGAUUCAAAUUGACUGGCCUCUGGCCUAUCUAUCAAUUCCAAGCUUAUCACGGAUGA